CAAGCUUUGUGAUAGAAACGAGCGGAAGCGUGUCGGUCGUGUUUGGCUUGAGGUAACAAAGAAAGACACGUUUUAUCGCAGUGUUUUCUGCAGAGCAAUCGUUUCCGGAGCCAGAGGACCAGAAAGAAGCCGUCGGUGUUGGUGAGGCGCGGCUGCUUGUCGAGAAGAAGCUUCAUCCCCUCAAAGCUGCGGCUUCUUCUUGGGGUUUUGUAAGGUGAUUACGUCACCUGCCGCGCUCUGGGUUGUCGGCGACGUCACCCGGCUGUUGCUGCCUUGCUCCUGCCCCCUCUCUCCCUCUCUCUCCGAUGGCCGCCCCGCUCCCCCCGAAGCCGGGCUUGGCCGCCGCGGCCCCGGCCCCGGUUGCGGUCCCGCCGCAGGGCGCCCUGCGGGAGAUCUCCCCGGUGUUCCUGUGCAGGAUCGGGCAGGAGACCGUGCAGGACAUCGUCACCCGCACCAUGGAGAUCUUUCAGAUCGCCCGCGCCACGCAGCUUCCCAACGGAGUCAACCAGAGCCACGCUGUGUACCAGGACCGCUUCGGGAAGCUGCAGGAGCACCUGCGGCAGCUGGCUCUGCUCUUCCGGAAGCUUCGGCUGCUGUAUGAGCGUUGUGUGGAGAUGACCUCGGAUGUGCAGGAGGCACCAGCGGAGCUGCUGCCAUUUGUUGGAGAGGAGCUGGUUACUGUCAGAGUGGAGCCCUGCAGCCCUGCUGUCAACCAGGAGAGGCAGGAGGUUCUGGAGAUACGCCAGAAGAAUCAGGAGAUGAAGGUUCUGAUGGACCAGAUGAGGAACCUGCUAUGGGACGUCAACGCCAUGCUGACGCUCAGGAAGUGAACUUGACCAGCCUGAGGGUCAGAGGAGGGGGAGCCCGGACCUCAACCUCCAUCUCUGACCUUCCCAGAUAUCCUCUCGACCCAGAGGAGGCGGAACUCCUCCUGUUGGACGUGGACUUUGUUUUGCUUGAUAUAAGCUGUUGAGACGUCCAACAUGGCAGCUGCUGCAUGACUGUUCUUUCAGGGCAGUAUUCAGUUUCUAUGGUCAUGACAGGUACAGGUGAAUCUGAGCAGGUGACGGUCCAGGACAUGAUGAUGUUCCAAUAUCGCAGGUUCAAUCAUGGCAGCUACGUGUCUCAGGUGUUUCCACAGAAUUGUGUGUCUUAAUAUCAUUCCUGAGUGGGAGACCCGUCCACCCAGAGGUGGCGGAGGUGAGCCGGACGCUCCUUUUCUUUUUAGUGUUUUGGAACUUGAAGUUUGUAAACUGUUGUUAUGGCAUCCCAGAUCUCUAUAUUUCAUUUUAAAUACAUUUUUCUAAAUUAAUUAAACAUUUGCAAUGUUGUUUUUUCCCCCCACUGUAAAGUGUCUGACCCACAGUUCACCCUCUACUGACCACCAGGGUCUGGAUGCAACAGUGAGUUAAUCUCCAAUGAGCUCAGUGUUAAAAUGUCCAACUUUUAAAAUAGAAAUAAACAUAUUUACAGUCUAGUUUAGAAGCAGGUUUGUCACCAUAGUUAGAGUUCACAUCCAUGACAGCUGUGUGGGAUGAUUUAAAUGUACCUCAUCAGCUAAACUAAUACACAAAAUAACAUGUCAUCACUUCAGCUUUGUAAAUUAAGACCUUAAGGACAUAAUACUUGUUUUGAUGAGAAUGUGUCUUCUGCAGUUAACGGUACCUGCAGAGCUCUGAGACCAAUCCUGGGCUGGUCUGGAAGGAGUGCGUGAAAUAUAAGAAAAAUAAUGGGAGAAAAAACCAAACGUUUUAUC
This is a messenger RNA of Cololabis saira (Pacific saury), 1756 nucleotides long. RefSeq names its product Mediator of RNA polymerase II transcription subunit 30-like. NCBI's taxonomy places the organism in Eukaryota, Metazoa, Chordata, Actinopteri, Beloniformes, Belonidae. The transcript has 4 exons. Bases 306 to 830 code for a protein of 174 amino acids. Gene Ontology annotation, molecular function: transcription coregulator activity. Gene Ontology annotation, cellular component: mediator complex. The record is from RefSeq and is a predicted model, not a curated record. Gene Ontology annotation, biological process: positive regulation of DNA-templated transcription.